Messenger RNA from Acanthamoeba castellanii str. Neff, 1449 nucleotides. Its product is annotated as Ankyrin repeatcontaining protein. The transcript is spliced from 10 exons. The record is from RefSeq and is a predicted model, not a curated record. Lineage: Eukaryota; Discosea; Longamoebia; Acanthamoebidae. Bases 1 to 1449 code for a protein of 482 amino acids. Gene Ontology annotation, molecular function: protein binding.
AUGCGCCACUUCUUUCUCUUCUCCGACAUGAUACUCUAUUGUCGCGCCACCCGAGGCCGGAAGAAGCUGGAAUACAAGGGACACUUCUCCCUCAUGGAAACCCUCCUCGCACCUCACCCCGACAACCGACUGUACAAAUAUGCGUUUGAGGUGGUGCGCAUGGAUGGAAAGAAGAGGCGCUACAUAUUGGCAUUCCCGAACCAGCAGGAGAUGGAGGAGUGGCAGACCCUGAUCGAGCAGCUCAUCUCGCGGCAGCAGACCAAGGCCAAGCGCCAGUCCGACGCCAAGGCGGCCGAGCAGCACGAGUUGGAGUCAAAGCAGGCGACCCACCGACGACGAGCGGCCCAGCAGAAGGCCUUGAAGCAGGGCUGCGACGACAUCUACGACGCCGCCUACCAAGGGAAUGUGAAGAUGCUGGAGGCGUUCAUCAAGUGCGGGGCGCCGGUGAACGGCUACGACGAGGAGGGCUGGACGCCGCUCAUGAACGCCGCCUUGCACGGCCACCUCGAGUGCGUGAACCUCCUGCUCAGCGCGGGGGCCGACCCGCACCUGGUGGACGACCAAAAGCAGACCUGCCUCCACAAGGCCGCCUACCACUCCGGCAAGUCGGCCAUCGUCGAGGCCCUGCUCGCCAAAGGCUGCCCGGUGAAUGCGCAGGAGUCGUUCGGCUGCACGGCCCUGCACUACGCCGCCACCUACUCCGAUGUCGAAACCUGCCGAGCGAUCAUUGCCCACAGCGGCAACGUCAAUCUUGCCGACAACACCGGAGGUACUCCGUUGCACUAUGCCUGUCGUGUGAGCAACGGAUACGUGGCCGAGCUUUUGUUGAAGGAGGGCGCCGACCUCAGGGCUAAGGACAGCGAUCGGUUGACUCCCAUCUAUCAGGCUUCGUUCUUUGGCCACGACCAAAUAGUGAAGCUGCUCCUCCAAUACUACACCCCGGAACAGAACGUGAAAAAGAAGAAAAAAGCGGUCAAAGAGCCCACCGCAUGCGACAACAUCCAGGGAGUGUCGCCGUUACAUUGCGCAGCGCUGAUGGGCCACUUGCCGGUGGUCGAAGUGCUCUACGACUACGAGCCCGUGGUGGACGGAGCCGACCUCAACGCCAAGAUGACGGCCGGCGAGACCCCGCUUCUAGUGGCGUGCGCUGGCGGCGCGGUGCGGUGCGUGGAGCUCCUCCUGUCCAAGGGCUGCGACAUGGACGCCGUGGACAGCCAAGGCCGCGGGCCGCUCCACCACGCCGUGGAGUCCGGCAGCUACGAGGCGGUCAUGUGGGUCAUGGAGGAGUGCCGCGACGUGUCUCCCCACGACGCCGCCGGCGUCACACCGCUCCACAUCGCCAUCGAACACGACUACAUGGACAUCGCCAAGCUGCUGAUGGAGCAGGGUAACGCGUCGACGAGUGGUUGCGUGCACGUGGCGGCGCACUACGACCGAACGUGUUCCUGA